UGCUCCUGCUCCUGCUCCUCCUCCUUCUCCUCCUAGUUGCCCCGACGUAGGCGAGCAAGCGCCGUCGCGUCUUGCCACAGCGAUCUGGUAGCAGCAACUCCAGAUCGCACGAGCAGCCUCGAACUCUCCUCCACCAUGAGCGAGGCAGGCGGAUUUUGGGACCCGUGGGUCGGGCAAGACGGCGUCAAUCAGCUCCAGUCGUACGAGCAGCCCGAGGAGUUCAGGUGCCUCGCCUACAACGACCUGACGCGCUCUGUCUUGGCAGGCUGUGAGUCGGGCAGGAUCCUCGCCUUCCCCGCGCCGUCCGGGGCCGGCGGCUUCCAGCCGCCCGCGCGGGUGCCCAAGGUGCUGCAGGGCAUGGAGACGCCCCGGUCUGACCAGGGCGGGGACACGGCCAGUCUGGAGGUGGUCGAGAGGAUGCUGCAGAAGGGGACGCAGUGAUGCCUGCGCCGGGACGACCUGGUACUGUGACAGUGCGCUGAGGGCAGUAACUGGUCGCACACUCUGUCGGCACUGUUCCCCAUCUCCUGAUCUCUCGCUCUCUCUUUCUCUCUCUCUCUCUCCCUCUUUCUCUCUCUCU
Prorocentrum cordatum is the source of this 580-nucleotide messenger RNA. NCBI's taxonomy places the organism in Eukaryota, Dinophyceae, Prorocentrales, Prorocentraceae. The record is from the annotation of a GenBank genome assembly.